Messenger RNA from Aspergillus sclerotioniger CBS 115572, 1706 nucleotides. RefSeq names its product phosphoglycerate kinase pgkA (gene pgkA). Bases 281 to 1534 code for a protein of 417 amino acids. Lineage: Eukaryota; Fungi; Ascomycota; Eurotiomycetes; Eurotiales; Aspergillaceae. Gene Ontology annotation, molecular function: ATP binding; ADP binding; phosphoglycerate kinase activity. Gene Ontology annotation, cellular component: cytosol. The transcript has 4 exons. The record is from RefSeq and is a predicted model, not a curated record. Gene Ontology annotation, biological process: gluconeogenesis; glycolytic process.
GCAGCCAAAGCGACCAAGAAGAUCCCAUCGCAGCACUUGAUCCGAGGCUAUGAGGGUUAAGAGGUACAAUGUUCACCCCUGAGGGCCCGGACCCUUCCGUCAUCGACCACGACGACUGACAUCAGUCCCGCAUCAGCCCGAUGCGUGGGCGAAACUCUCACCGGCUGCCCCACCACCGACCAAACCACUUACCCCGCCGCCGAGCCGAAGAGUAGCUUCCAUGCGAGUCUGACCACUACCAGACUCGCUCACCGCGGUCCUAUUAAAACCGUCGUUCACUAUGUCUCUCUCCAACAAGCUUGCCAUCACCGAUGUCGACCUCAAGGACAAGCGUGUCCUGAUCCGGGUCGACUUCAACGUCCCCCUCAAUGCUGAGAAGCAGAUCACCAACAACCAGCGUAUCGUCGGUGCUCUGCCCACCAUCAAGUACGCCAUUGAGAAUGGUGCCAAGGCCGUUGUGCUCAUGUCCCACCUGGGUCGUCCUGACGGCAAGAAGAACCCCAAGUACAGCCUGAAGCCCGUUGCUUCCGAGCUCGAGAAGCUGCUCGGCAAGAGCGUCGUCUUCACCGAAGACUGCGUUGGCCCCGAGGCCGAGGAGGCCGUCAACAAGGCCACUGGUGGCCAGAUUGUUCUCCUUGAGAACCUGCGUUUCCACGCCGAGGAGGAGGGCAGCUACAAGGAUGAGGAAGGCAAGAAGGUCAAGGCCGACAAGGAGAAGGUUGCCGAGUUCCGUAAGGGACUGACUGCUCUUGGUGACAUCUACAUCAACGACGCUUUCGGAACUGCCCACCGUGCUCACUCUUCCAUGGUCGGUGUUGACCUUCCCCAGAAGGCUUCCGGUUUCCUCGUCAAGAAGGAGCUCGAAUACUUCGCCAAGGCUCUCGAGAGCCCCCAGCGCCCCUUCCUUGCCAUCCUGGGUGGUGCCAAGGUCUCUGACAAGAUCCAGCUCAUUGACAACCUGCUCCCCAAGGUCAACAGCCUGAUCAUCACUGGUGCCAUGGCCUUCACUUUCAAGAAGACCCUGGAGGGUGUUAAGAUCGGAAACAGUCUGUUCGACGAGGCUGGCAGCAAGAUCGUCGGUGAGGUCGUUGAGAAGGCCAAGAAGCACGACGUCAAGAUCGUCCUGCCUGUCGACUACGUCACUGCCGACAAGUUCUCUGCCGAUGCCACGACCGGCACUGCUACUGACGCUGAGGGUAUCCCCGAUGGUUAUAUGGGUCUGGAUGUGGGCGAGAAGAGUGUUGAGCUCUACAAGCAGACCAUUGCCGAGGCCAAGACCAUCCUCUGGAACGGUCCCCCUGGUGUCUUCGAGCUGGAGCCCUUCGCCAACGGCACCAAGAAGACCCUCGAUGCUGCCGUCGCGGCCGCUCAGUCCGGUUCCAUUGUCAUCAUCGGUGGUGGUGACACUGCCACCGUCGCCGCCAAGUACGGCGUCGAGGACAAGCUCAGCCACGUCUCCACAGGUGGCGGUGCCUCGUUGGAGCUCCUGGAAGGCAAGGAGCUGCCCGGUGUUGCUGCCCUGUCAAGUAAGUAAAUAUUAAAAGACAUACCAUCACACUGGAUAUGCGGAGAUGCUGCCUGAGGCAUACGCCCAUGAUUCUUGAAGGAGGGCGGGCUGUGGUUGAGCUUCCAUGUUGUGGACGAGUGGACAGGCGCCUUGUGUAGUACCUGUCGGCCUUCCCGGCCCCCCUUCAAGGCGGGGAACA